This is a messenger RNA of Penicillium arizonense, 729 nucleotides long. RefSeq names its product EXPERA domain-containing protein. Gene Ontology annotation, biological process: sterol biosynthetic process. Gene Ontology annotation, cellular component: endoplasmic reticulum; membrane. The record is from RefSeq and is a predicted model, not a curated record. NCBI's taxonomy places the organism in Eukaryota, Fungi, Ascomycota, Eurotiomycetes, Eurotiales, Aspergillaceae. The coding region runs from base 1 to 729 and encodes 242 amino acids. Gene Ontology annotation, molecular function: cholestenol delta-isomerase activity; steroid Delta-isomerase activity; C-8 sterol isomerase activity. The transcript has 3 exons.
AUGCCUGACAGCUCCUCUCAUCCCUAUUUCCCCCUUGAUGCCAACAUUGUGGGUUAUGAGCCCAACCAAACACCGCUUCUGGAGCUCCUCUUCUCCGCUGGUGGAGCUUGUACUAUUCUCCUCGGUGUGACUUUUGCGUUGGCCAGUUAUGUACGACCGACACUACGCUUGGCAGAUCGAAUCGCCAUCCUGUGGUUUGUGCUCUCCGGAACAUUGCAUUGUUUCUUCGAGGGCUAUUUCAUGGUCCACCAUGACCACAUGGCGUCUGUCCAAGACCUAUUCGGGCAACUAUGGAAAGAAUAUGCCCUGUCCGAUUCCCGAUAUAUGACCUCGGACACGUUGGUCCUCUGCAUGGAGACCAUGACGGUGGUAAGUGGACUAGACCAACACGACGAUUCACCGCUGAUUCAACUCAAGCUUCUGUGGGGACCCCUGUGCUUUGCUGUUGCAUACUUGACCGCAACCAGGCAUUCCCUGCGCCACCCAAUCCAGGUCAUUGUGUGCAUGAGCCAUCUCUACGGCGACACGCUGUACUAUGCGACCAGUCUGUUUGACCAUGCCUAUGGACGGCCGUAUUGUCGACCGGAGCCGUAUUAUUUCUGGCUGUAUUAUUUCUUUAUGAAUUUCAUUUGGAUCGUGGUCCCGUUCUACUACCUGUAUAGCAGCAUCACCACCAUUUCGGCUGCUCUGAAGCGACACGAACGGUCGGCAGAACAUAAGACUAAGUAG